Molecule: messenger RNA, 1011 nt
Organism: Acaulospora colombiana
Lineage: Eukaryota; Fungi; Glomeromycota; Glomeromycetes; Diversisporales; Acaulosporaceae
Source: the annotation of a GenBank genome assembly
AUGGAAAUUUCGGUCCUGUCUCAAGAUCGGAAAUGGGAACAAGUAGAAGCUAGUGAUGUUUUCGUUACCAAUAAACCCGAGCUUGAAUCUGUACUGAUAUUGGGUCAGCCAUGGUUCCAGGAAAAUGCAAUGAACCUGGACUUCCCAAAUAAAACUCUUACGUUGCUCAAUGGAACUAGUUGCGAGUAUCUCCCGAUACAAGAUCUUAAAAAUUGCUGUAGUCUAGAUAAUGUAUGGAAAACCGAAGCGAUUAGAGAAAUUUGCAAAAGAUUAAUAGUGGACUGUACAUUCAUUGAUAAUGAAACAACUGUUAAAGCACUUAUUGACCCUAAAUCCCAGUAUAACAGUAUUAGUAAAACACUUGCCAAAAAAAUAGACUUAUAUAUUACAAGAAUGUAUGGAUCAGAAUAUCCCGCAGUAGAAGACCUUGGUAUUGGCGCAACAAAUGCUGGUAAAAAAGUAAUGGUAAGAGGUUGGCUUCGUGAUGAAAAAGUUUCUGUUUCUUUACCAGACAUUUUUGAAUUAGAAAAGUUAGCUCCACAUGGUCAGUUCUCACAGAAAUAUUUACCUCGCAAUUUAUGUGAAACAUAUGAACAUUUCUUAGUUGUUGACAAGCCAGAAUAUGACUUAGUUUUGGGAAGUACGUGGCUAACGAGAUUGGGUGGUAGGAUUGAUGGACGCGAUGGGAGAUAUUGGGAAUCUAAUGAAGAUAAAAGACUUUAUUAUGCAAGAAGUAACAUUGAUAUAGUGUCUCCUUCAUUAUAUACAUUCUACGAAUUAUUAUUUCCUAAAUUUACCACAAUUAAUUCAGAUGGGGAAGUUAUAUUAACCAAGUUUUCCGAACAUAGGCGUGACUUUGAUGGUCUAAUGGAUGUAUCUCUCCCUGUUAUAAUUGGGACGAUACAAGAUAAUAAUAUCGAUUUUAUUUCCGCAUUCAGUAAUUAUCUCAGAGAGAUUGACGGGGUUAAUCCUAAUCAUUCAUCAUGGGUUACAAAUAAUUAUGUUGAGUAG